AUGGAUGACGCACGGGCAGCAAGAAGGAGAAUACGGUAUCAACUUCGGAGGACAUUUCUACCAAUGACUACGAGCAAUACCGACUUCUUCUAUCGAAUGGCAUUCGAUGAUGUUGAGAGACGAAUUAUAAUAUUAGUGUUUGUUUCCAGGAAAAACUACAUUCUGUCCUGUCAUUUGAGAGAAGGGCGUAUUAGGAAUGUGAAUGAUUUCUGUACUUGCAGUCAUUGUAGGCCGGUUGCGCAUAUUCCUGUUUGUUAUGCGUAUUGCUGUCAUGAAGUCGAAAAUGAUUUGAAGGGAAAUUGCGCUCAUGCAGAAAGAUUGAUCCAAAAGAUGAGCAAUUUGGAAUGUAUUACUGAACAUGUGUCGUUUGCUAGCAUAUGCUUGGAUACAGAGGUGUUGAACAUGUUAGCAGAGCAUCCAGGAGUUUGUCCAAGCUGGCUCGGGAAUAUACUUACAUUUACCAAUCGUGAAUAUCGUUAUCUAGCUUAUCGUCCUUUCAGUUACUGGAUUCAUGGCAGUGAAUCAAAGGGUAAUCGAAUGGACCCACCACUUUGUGUUCUUAACAAGAUAGUUGAGAGGUAUCCGUUCAAUGAAAAAAUUUCGGCUGGUUAUUGGGGGGUAUUCACACUCUUUGGAUCUUACUUUUUUGAGGAGUACGAGGAAGGCGAUGAUAUGUGGAACUAUAUCGAUUUACAACAUUCACACUAA
Molecule: messenger RNA, 708 nt
Organism: Brugia pahangi
Lineage: Eukaryota; Metazoa; Nematoda; Chromadorea; Rhabditida; Onchocercidae
Source: the annotation of a GenBank genome assembly